AUGGAAAACUCUGAAACUCUUAAAAUACUUAAGGAAACAAUAGACAAAUUAAAAAUUACCAAAGAGAACCUAAGAGAAAUGAGGAAAACUAAUAAAACCUUUCCUCGUCAAACUAAUACUAGAAUAUUAGAUGCGUUUUAAUCUUUUGCUUAAUUUGAUCGUGCUCCAAUCUGGAUGAUGAGGUAUUAAAUUCAUUUAAUUCAGAUAAGCAGGAAGAUAUCUUCCUGAAUUCAAAGAAAUCAUGAAAAAUAGAGAUUUCUUUGAUGCAUGUUAAGAUCCAUUUAUUGCAGCUGAAAUCACUUUAUAACCAAUAAAACAAUUUGAAAUAGAUGCUGCUAUUAUAUUCUCAGAUAUACUAACACUUCCAAAAGCUAUGGGAAUGGAAGUAUUAUAAUAUUAAUAACAUUUCUUAGAUUAUAAUGGAUAAAGAAAAAGGUCCUGUAAUCAAAAAUAAAUUAGAAACUAUUGAUGAUAUUAAUAGAAUUAAAUCUCCAGAUCCUGAAAGUCUAGAACAUGUUUAUGAUGCAUUAUAUUUAACAAGAUAAGCAUUAUAAGGAAAAUAAACUCUAAUUGGUUUCUGUGGUGCUCCAUUCACAGUUUUUUCUUAUAUGGUUGAAGGUGAAACAUCCAAAAUGUUUUUAAAAACUAAAAAAUGGUUAUAUUAAUACACUUAAGAAACCAGAAAAGUCUUAGAUUUAAUUGCUAAAGAAAGUGCUUAAUAUUUAAUUAAUUAAGUCAAAGAAGGAGGAGCUUAAGUUAUAUAGAUUUUUGAUUCCUUUGCUGGGUAUUAAUUAUCAUUAUAUAUUAGAUAAAUUCCAUCUAUUGAUUAUAAAGAAUUUGUAAUUCCAUCAUUAAGAAUAUUAUUAGAAGAAUUUAAAUAAGAGUGUCCAACAACUCCAUUAAUAAUGUUUGCUAAAGAUUAAAAUGGAGUUGAAGUUAUCUUGACUUUUCUAAAAAUGUACUUAGGUGAAACUCCUUUGGUUGAUGGAUUUUAGUUGGAUUCUAAUGUAAGUGAUGAAGUCUUGAUCAAAAUUAUUGAAAGUGAUAGAACUAUUCAAGGAAAUCUUGAACCUGGAGUAUUUUUUAUUAUAUUUUCUAGGUAUUGUAUGGUACUUAACAGAUCUUAAAAAAAAGAGUAUCUUAAAUGAUUGAAAAAUUACAAACAACUAGAAGAUAUAUUAUCAAUUUAUCACAUGGAUUGACUCCUGAUCAUGAAGUUGAAAAAGUCAGAUUAUUUAUAUAAGAGUCUAUUCGAUAAUCAAAGUUAUUUAAAGUAAGAGAGGUAUUAGAAUGA
Molecule: messenger RNA, 1294 nt
Organism: Paramecium pentaurelia
Lineage: Eukaryota; Ciliophora; Oligohymenophorea; Peniculida; Parameciidae
Source: the annotation of a GenBank genome assembly